AUGGGUGAAAAGUCUGACGGUAGCGGGCAGUGGAACCCAGUUUUGGGUGACAAACCUGAUGAUCAAUCAUCGGUAACGAUUGUUGUGUUUGCAGAUGAUCAGAAAAAUCUUGAUGCAGGAAUACGAAAACUUGAGAAUCUUCUUGAUGCUGAUUUCAAAACCAGGGAUAUUCGAGAUGACGCUAUUCCUGAUCUUUCUCCGGAACAGAUGAAAGCUUUGAUGAAUCUGAAGGAUGAGUUCGAUGUAGAAAUUAAUAUAGAUACACAAAGGAAAAUAGUUACCCUUUUUGGAACCAACGAUUCGUUACUUGAUGCUACCAGUUAUGUUAAAGACGUGUUACGAAAUGUUGAUCGCAAUAAACUUGAGGCUGAGUAUAUAUCAGACGUCGUGACUUGGUAUUUUGUUGACAAUUCUGAUGGCAAAAAUGAAUUAUGUGGUUACCCUAAAGACAUAAAUCUUCUUGUGGAAAAAGCUUACCGUAACAAACGACCAGAUGUCCAGUUCCCUGACGAGCAUGGUACACAGUACACCAUUGACUUUUCCAAAAUGGAAGAGUACCCGAGCGAUGAUCCUAAUGAUGUCGUGACUGUAACUAGAAGAGACAGAAUCCAAGGCAUGAAUACUUUCUCACAACUCUCAUUUUCCUGUUUUCUCUUUCAACAUAGAUUGCUUUCCCAGACGAAUUAA
Saccostrea cuccullata (small rock oyster) is the source of this 687-nucleotide messenger RNA. RefSeq lists its product as uncharacterized. Gene Ontology annotation, molecular function: transcription corepressor activity; NAD+ poly-ADP-ribosyltransferase activity; NAD+-protein mono-ADP-ribosyltransferase activity. NCBI's taxonomy places the organism in Eukaryota, Metazoa, Mollusca, Bivalvia, Ostreida, Ostreidae. The coding region runs from base 1 to 687 and encodes 228 amino acids. Gene Ontology annotation, biological process: negative regulation of gene expression; protein poly-ADP-ribosylation. Gene Ontology annotation, cellular component: cytoplasm; nucleus. The record is from RefSeq and is a predicted model, not a curated record. The transcript is spliced from 3 exons.